GAUAAACAUGUCACAUCAGGAUGGAAUAUCAGAAACUGUAAAAGAUGAAGUGAAGACCGAGAUUCUGGACCAUGUUAUCAAGAAGGAGAUAAAGACUGAACUACAGGAAGUCAACGGAAAGUCACAUGGUUUUGUUUGUCCCACAUGUAAAGCUCAUUUCCUUAACGAUGAGUACUUUAUUGAACAUAUUCGAAAACACCAUGACUCUGAGCAUUUUGCUGAUAAAAAUAUAACUUCUAAUGAGCCAACAAAUUCUUCUGGGAUAUCACAAAAAGAAAACAGUUCUAAAAAUACACCACAUGAAAGUAAACCUUUUAAAUGUGAUCUUUGUUCCUUUUGUUGCUCCUACAAAUCUGAAUUUUUGAAACAUCGGAGAGUUCAUUCUAAAGAAAAACCUUUCAAGUGUGAACAGUGCUCAUAUGCUUAUUUUGAAAAAUGUGAUCUUGUUAAACAUCGGCGAAUUCACACAGGGGAGAGACCCUAUAAGUGCAAGGAAUGCUCAUAUGCUUGUUCUGAAAAAGGUAAUUUAGUUAAGCAUCAGAGAAUUCACACAGGGGAGAAAUCCUACAAGUGCAAGGAAUGCUCAUUUGCUAGUUAUUAUAAAGGUAAUCUAGUUGUGCAUCAGCGAACUCACAUAGGGGAGAAACUCAACAAGUGCAAGGAAUGCUCCUAUGCUUGUGUUCGAAAAGCUCAUCUAGUUCAACAUCAGCGUAUUCACACAGGGGAGAAACCCUUCAAAUGCAAGGAAUGCUCCUAUGCUUGUUCUCAAAAUAGUGAUCUUGUUAAACAUCAGCGAAUUCACACAGGGGAGAAACCCUUCAAGUGCAAGGAAUGCUCAUAUGCUUGUUCUCAAAAAAGUGAUCUUGUUAAACAUCAGAGAAUUCACACAGGGGAGAAACCCUUCAAGUGCACAGAAUGCUCCUAUGCUUGUUCUCAAAAAAGUGAUCUUGUUAAACAUCAGCGAAUUCACUCAGGUGAAAAACCCUUCAUAUGCUUGGAAUGCUCAUUUACUUGUUCUCAAAGAGGUAGUUUAGUUAGACAUAAGCUCGUUCACUGUUCACACAGUUGAGAAUCCCUUAAAGUGCAAUGACUUUAAAUUCGCUUACACUUAUAAAUAAAUUCUUGUUAAAUACGAAUGCGAAAAAGUUCACAUCGAGAAGAAACUUUGUAAAAGAAGAGGGGUUUUGUGUCACUAUUAACUUUUAUUAGAUAAUUGAUGCUGAGGGAUGCACAUUUUAUUUCAUCCAAAUUUAAAAGUUUAUUCUAGAGCAACUGCAGACAUGGAAUACUUCUUACGACCUGAUGCUCUGAUGUUAGGACACACGAUUACUGUGUGGCACUUGUAAAAAAAAUGUAUGCCUUUUAAUUUAAAUGUACUGGAAAAUGAACUACUUGUGGCCCUGUGCAGGUGGGCUUUGAAUAAUUAACAGCUUGUGAUGAUAUAAAUAAAUAAAUACAAAGUGGUUUUACUGUUAUUAAAUUUUGAUAUUAAAACUUGACUGUUUUAUAAUUUAUUGGCGGUAUGAUUUGGUAAUCUAGUCUAGAUGAGUUUUUACAAGUGAUUUCUGCACGUAUAUUAAGUAUUUCCAAGGUUUUGGAAUAACUUGAUUAUGCGCAUUUCUGACCAAACCAACUAAUUCACAAAGUUUUCAUUUACAUUUUAUUAAAAGAAGUAUAGAACUGUAACUGUUAUGCCUCUCUUACUUUUAAAAUUACCACGAUCAACUUUCUUAAAAGGUUCUAUACUUCUCCAAAUUCUCACUUGUAUAAAAUUGUACAUAAUUCUGACGAAAUGUGUUGUACCCUCGUAUAUUGACGUGUAACUUCGCGUGUAACUAGGAUAUUUACAGCGGAAUCUCAGGAUUGUUAUGUUUUACCUUACUAAAUACCUGUCAAGCAAUGUUUACUUGGGAAUCUUGUGGAGAUUGUUUAGUUUCAGGAUUAGGUUUUCCUUACCUCUUAAUUAGGUUCACCACCCUUGAGGGGCUUUAUUGGGUUUACUAUCGUGUCACGUGAGCCUAUUGGGUCACGUGAUUAGGUCCUUAUAGACCGCUCCAUUGUUGUAUUCGGGGCCUUUUCGGUUCCACGGAUUUUCAUUUGGAUUAGACUUAUAACUGAGUAUCACUUGUACUAAGACUAGUAAGGUCUAGUUAACUUACUUUAUCUGUCAAAGUGGGUACGUAUUUAUGUAAUUUUCGUAAUAAUUAAAUGGUUACCUUCAUGUCCACAGUUCGAUGUUUUAACCCACCAUACCAAUAUACCAUUCUUUUUACUCAUUAGCUUAUUAUUUAUAUAAGUAUAUACUACAAAAUGUUUGGAUUCUUAGUCCUGAGUAGGGCACUCUAUUAACAGUUUUUGACAGAUUUGAAUGGCCUGCAAAGCAGAUCGAAGCAUCUCUAAAUUAUCUACUAUUUUUAUUGUAUUGCUGUGUAAAUUUUAUUCUAAUUCUAAUUCUAAUUCUAAA
Bolinopsis microptera is the source of this 2464-nucleotide messenger RNA. Its product is annotated as zinc finger protein OZF-like. Lineage: Eukaryota; Metazoa; Ctenophora; Tentaculata; Lobata; Bolinopsidae. The record is from RefSeq and is a predicted model, not a curated record. The coding region runs from base 8 to 1069 and encodes 353 amino acids. The transcript has a single exon.